AAAACGAGAGUUGAAAGUUGAAACGUCUGUUUGACACUGUGAGCAGAGGCAGCGGCAAUGACUUCAGUUUCAAACAAAAAUUACUUCGUUUGGACAUCGAAGUAGUUAACCCACACAAUACCGUCUGAAGCCCACACGAGAGACAUGAGCGGUACAGUCCGCCAGAUCACAAUAAACAGUGAUCCAGGUACGCCCUACUUCCUGCGAGUGGACUGGGCAGUAGACCUGGGUGCUGGAUUCACACUAGCUCUCACUGAUGGCAACUCGGCAUGGAUCGGAGAAGUUUCAGAAGACGAGGUGACAAAGGAAGCCGAUGAUUUGGGAGUCACAAGGGAAAAAUAUGUUGAGGAUCUUCUUCAAGCACUAACAAGAAUUGAAGAGGGAAGAGGAGGAGGAGGAGGAGGCGAGGAGGUGUAUUCUUUCCACCUCACUCCAGAUCACUGUCGCCUCUCAUUUCAGAAGAUCUGUAAUGGCAUCUCGGUGCACUUGGGCUCUGUGGAGCUCCAGCUGGCUCCGGACUCUCUAGAGCUGAACCAGGAGAUGAUUGGCCAGUCCCUAAAGCGCAACACAGAUCUCGAGACAGAAAACUGCCAGCUGCUGGAGGAGAACCGUAGACUGAAACAGGAGCACCAGCGAGUACUCAGAGAGCUGGAGCAGCAGGUUCAGGAAAAGGAGAUGCUAGAGAGGCAGCUGUACUCACGUUUUGUCAUGGUGCUGAACGAGAAGAAGGCAAAGAUCAGAACCCUGCAGGACACCGUCCGCCAGCUCCAGCAGAGAGAUGAGAACAGGAGACAAAGUGACAAUGAUACAACUCAGGGUGAAGAUGGCAGUCAGGACAGAGGAGAGGAGACAUCUCAGAGCAUCCAUCCAUCUCUGGAGCCAACUAUUCUCAUCACAGGUCGUAAUCUCGUGUGUCAAGGCAUCUCUGUGAACCGGACUUUUUCUGAUGACGAAGACGAACAACCAAGACGGAAACGCAGGCUACUUCACACUCCGAGCCCAGAACCUUCUGAGCAGGAAUAAAAUCACAGCCUUAGAUCUAAGGCUUCUGUGAUGUACAGGUUUUCUUGAUCCCUGUCCAGUCAUGUGGCAAGUUAGUCAACCCUCACCUCGAUACACACAACCAAAACAGUGACAACCAGGCAACAGUGUCCUGGAGGUGUCCCCAGAUUUGAAGCCAGAUUUUGUCCCAGAUUGUGAAAUCAGUUUUCAGAAAGCAAGAGCAUGUUGCUGCCAUCUGGUUUGCUUUAACUGUGACAAUUACCUGCCACAGCUCUCAUGAGAGACUUGCUGCUUGUUUCUUAUCAUCAGUAAAUCAAAAGAUGAACAAUUAAUGACGCCAUCUUUUCCCAAAUGCUCCAGACCGCAAGCUCCACUCCAUGCUGCUGUGCAGACUUUGGCAACAUGCGCUAAUGGUCAUGUGAUAACAGGCACUUAACGCCCUCCAGUGCUUCCUCAGGAACUGAUGCCGUUGCUGCUAAUGACAUGGAGAGCAUGGCAGAGAAUGUGGACCAGGAGUAUGGAAGCAAUUUCUCAAGAGUUUGACUUCGCCCUGAGCUUGAAUUUAGCUGCCAAGCCCCUCGGCUUUGGCUCUGUGUGAGACCGGAGAAAGAGUAACAACUACUGAGGGACAACAGGCUACACCCAGAAAACAGGGUGUCACCACCAAGGAACCGAAGCUGCUUUGUUGCUGCUUAUUCAUCAUGUCAUGCUGAUGUUUUCCUCCCUCUUUUCAUUAUGAAAAUAAACUAUGCACCAUCUCUUUCAUUUCCACUUUUUAAACUAGCAUUUUGCAAAAGAUAAUUUGACCUCCCCCUUUUUCCUUGUUUACAUCUGCCCUUUUAUUCUGUAGAUGUUCUGAGGCCCAAACUACCUGAGGGUUGUUUUGCAGAGGGUUAAUAGAGUUAUGUUGUUUUCACCUCCUCACCUCUUCCUUUGCCUCUGCUACCAGCUUUAGGUCCCGAGGUCAUCACAGUGUGUCUUCACACUGACAGUAAUGAACCUAGGAGAGACCUACUCAGGGUUUUGGUCUGACCAUUCUACCUUUGACUUCUGGACCUUCCUGCUGUCUUAUAUAAUUUUGAUGAUACCUAUAUGUCUGCUAAAGACCACGGGUGGCUGCCAGGAUAAUCCCACAACACACGCUUACUGGUUUAGUAAUCCCCACAAGAAUGUCACACUCUCUUCUCUGUACAUCCUGUCAAUAGGGCAUUUUAUACAAGGAAGACCAGAUCUGUGACCGAGGAUAAUUUACAGAUGAGUGCAUGACAACGUGCUAUGGAGGAUGAGACCAAAUGAGAUAGAUGAGGAAACUAUGCUGAAAAUUUCAGUCAGUGGUUUCACUCAACUCACUCAACCACUUAAUGCAAGAAUAGAUAUUUUUUUAUUUGAUUUUAAAUAUUAAAUAAUGUUUCCUGAAAAUGUAUUAAAAUACAUGAUGGAGAUGGUAAUAUUUUAAUUAUAAUGUGAAAUACUGUAAAUGUUUUUCAAGUCUUCAUGGUAAAGAUCUGUUGUGAAACGUCUCACAAGAUAAGGGAUGUUGUUGUCAGUCUGACUGAAAUAAACAUUUUACAUUGCAAUAUUUUUUUGCCUUUUUGUACAAUUUCGUACAUUGUUGUCUAAGAUACAAAAAAACGUUGCAAUGAUGACUCCCCUUUCUGUGAAUUAGAUUCUGGCUUAGAUGCUUACUGGCUAUUGGCAUAUAAGCAAAGGUGUAGCUGUUUGCCAGGGGAAAAAAAAAAAGCCUGAUCUUUCAUGUGCUAUUUGAGAAAAUUUAAAUCUGAUACUUUUGCUCGCUGACUGUUUUGGUAACAUUCAACUGUGUUUUGAACAACUUCCUUUCUUAGUUAACGUUAAACUUCUUAGACUGUUAUGUUUUGACUCUAUUGUCACUUGUAGAGAAUAUGUUUGUUUACCUUACUGUUAUGUUGAGAUUAAUCCAUUGAUUUCCUUUUUAUUAGAUAAAGUGGCAGCUUCGUGGCUUUCUAGAAAGGGCAGUCUGGAUCAAUAGUCUAUACACCAGCUCACGCAGCAGAGAGGGUUCAUUCUGUUUGUGAGAGAGCGAUGAUGGCUGUGCUGGCCUGAAAUUAAACUUCCAGUCACUUGCUUAUCAUCGUCAUUCACUUACUCCAUGCACCUGUAGAAUUCCCAUCGUCCAGGGAAAUGACAGGACUCUUCCUGCUUUCCCGCCACAGAGCUGCAGUGAAACAGAGCGGUCUUUGUUAGUUGUCGGGACGUGCUGUGCUCUCGCUGCUCACUGCCUUACACUGUAAUGUCUGAAACAACUUGGCCUGACACAAGCAAUGUUUGAAAACUGAGGAUGACAUUUUUAUUUUGCUGAAUGCUAUCAUCAAGUGCUCCGUAUUGAGUAAUGCAAAGAGUUUACUCACCCUUCCAACAUAUUGGACCAAUUGGUGUAGGCCUAGGCUUCCGAUUUUAUUACACUACAGCCCCCCUGCUGUGUGAAUGAACCGUACUUUGUGAUUUCGUAAAAUUGCGCUGACUGAUGAGCAGUAGAGCAGUAAACAAGUUUUAUACGCAAGUUUUUUUCUUACUCAGAAAUGUAAUUGGUUUUAUUGGUCCAGUUGUGUCAGACAAUACCUGUUGCUGCUUUUGCUCACAGUGGGCUUUGCCGUUUGUUUAUGCUGGGGGUGGCACACACAGGGAAGUAAAGCAGUGGGCAGGCUGUUUGAAACUGAGGGACUAUAUUUCAGGGCAAUACAAAACCAGCAGUGAGCCUUCCUGCUUGAUCACCUUGUGCUGAAUGUGUAAGCCUGUUUUCUGUGUGCUGUGGUUGUAGCCUAUACAACCAUACUUAAAUAUAACUCUUAGCACAGCCCUUCAAGCAAAAACGCCAUACUUCUCAACAUAUAUGACAACUUUCCAUAUUAGAAUCCAUUGAUGAAUUGGAAAAAAAAACUAUAGUAUUAUAAAAAAUAUAGUAUUCAGUGCAGUUGUGCAUUUGGUGCCCUCAAAGAUAUCAUUGUUUACAUACACUGUAUACCAUAAAGGCCACAUUUCUUGCAGCCUUACCUUCUCUGGCUGCUUUGCUCAGUCAGUGGCUGAACCACAUAGAAAUCUCCACUCCAUAUUUAGUGUUGACUUGUCUUCCAGUCAUGGAGACCUCUUUGCACUGGCCUACACAUUUUGCCAGUGGCUAAGAGUAUCCGCUUUGU
Messenger RNA from Toxotes jaculatrix (banded archerfish), 4175 nucleotides. RefSeq names its product DNA repair protein XRCC4-like. Gene Ontology annotation, molecular function: DNA binding. NCBI's taxonomy places the organism in Eukaryota, Metazoa, Chordata, Actinopteri, Toxotidae. Gene Ontology annotation, biological process: double-strand break repair via nonhomologous end joining; immunoglobulin V(D)J recombination; response to X-ray. Bases 145 to 1023 code for a protein of 292 amino acids. The transcript has 8 exons. The record is from RefSeq and is a predicted model, not a curated record. Gene Ontology annotation, cellular component: nucleus; DNA ligase IV complex; DNA-dependent protein kinase-DNA ligase 4 complex.